AUGGCAAUUCUACCUUCCAAGAAUGCUAGCAGCGGAAAAGCUGGUGCCGGCGCCAGGUUUCGUCAGCGGAAGAUUUCGGUGAAGGUUAGCUUACCAAUCUUCAAUCAGAAGGAUGUUUCAGGUGGUGAGCUGGAGCUCGAACCCUCUCAGCUCCACCAUUUGAAUGCUGGUGCAGCUCAACAACCACGCGAUCUACAUGCUAUCGAAACAGGUGUCGACAAAAACGAAGAAGAUGAAGUGCAUCUUCAGCAGGUAAUCAAUGCGGCCCAACGUGUCUUGCUUGGCGCCUCAGACUCCAAAGACGACAAAGGACUGGCAUCCUCUGUAUAUAUUCCUACCCCAGAUGCCUCCAAGUUAUGGAAAGACGCUCCAAAGUAUUACAACGACCCAACAUUCAUUGAACCUGAGUCCUAUAUCAAGUUUAGUGCGACCGUGGAGGACACACUUGGUGUGGAGUAUAACAUGGAUGAAGUUGAUGAGGAAUUUUUCAACAAUACCUUAAUCAAGGAGUAUCCGAAACCACAGAAGAAGACCGAUAAGAGGAAGUCUGAAAAGGAUUCUCCUUCUGACUCCUCAUUAGAUGAAUCAAAGGUUUGCACUGAACUUGAGUUUGAAACUCUUUGUGACAAAUUUGAAAAGACUAUCGAAGAGAAGCAACCAUUUCUCUCAAUGGACCCAUCCACUAUCCUUUCUUACAAAGAACUAUCAACCAUUAUCCUUGAUGAGUUCAAUUCCAGUGCAAACAAAGAUUAUCCUUAUCUGCUGACUGGAUCCAAUUUGAAAUACAUUUCCACUACCACGUUGAAAGAAAAGCUUUCCAAGGAGUUAAGCUUCGAGCCCUUUGUGACAGCUUUUGACAAAGAUCAGCUGUCGACUUGCAGUACGCGCUCUAUUCCUAAACUAAUGCAGUUGUUCGGACAACCUAUAUACGAGCACUGGAAAGGUCGGAAGUUGGAACGCAAAGGUAAAGCAAUUACUGCUUCUUUGAAAUUUGAGGAUCCGAAUGCAAACGAGAAGGACAAUGAUAACGAUCCUUAUAUUUGCUUCCGUCGUCGUGAAUUCAGACAAGCAAGAAAGACUAGAAGAGCUGAUAAUUUGGGUGCAGAAAGAAUCAGACUCAUGCAGAAAUCUCUAAAGCGUGCACGAGAGCUCGUUCUCAGUGUGUGUAAGAGAGAACUUCUAAAGCUCCAAAGUUGGGAAUCGGAUUAUGAAAUCUUUAAACUACGUUGUGAAGCGAAGAGUGUCAAGCGCAGUGUGGGAAUUAAGGGUGAUGAUCAUUUGUUCUACCCCCACAAGAGGAAAAAGAUUAUCAAAAUCGAACCAGAAGAAGAGGAAGAAGUUGAAUAUACCAAGACAAAAAAGGAAAGAAAGAGACAACAGGAGUCUGGCACACCUGCAUUCCCUGCGUCUAAGGAGAGGCUGCUCAAUGGACAAACUCAACCGGAAGCUUCUUCUACUCAGCCAUAUGUCAAAUUGCCACCUUCAAAGAUUCCAGAUAUGGACCUUGUCACAGUGUCGCUAGUUCUCAAGGAGAAGAAUGAAGCAAUAAAACGUGCUGUGUUGGAGAAGUUGAGGAAGAGGAAAGACCACGACAAAGGAUACGUCAAUAUCACAUACGACCCAUAUCAGCCUUUCUUCAACAUUUCCACAAACAAGGGAAACAAACAAAUGGAGCUUAGUCAUAUACCAUAUUCAUCUAUUGCUUCAAGCAAUUACCAUCAGGUGAACACCACAAAUGUCCUCAGCGAUCAAUUGAAAAAGUUGUUGGAGGAGGCUAAGCGUCCUUUCCCAGGUAUGAAAACUUUCAGUGGCAGCAGCGGCGAGCUCAUUCCUUCGAAGCCUUUUCCACAUUUACAAACUUUGCUCAAAGAUCACUUGAAUUCUAAGAUGAACGAUUCCGGGUACAUUGCUCAACUCCUCUCAAACAUUGAAAGCAACAACUUUAGUACAUAUAGCAAUGGGUUUGGAAAGCAAGAGGGUGAAGAGGAUGAGGAUGGUUCCGAUAUAUCAGGACCAAUUUUCAGAUUGAGGAAGCGUGCUGCUAGGGCUAACAGAAUUUUUGUUGAUAGAAAGGGUCUUAUGAAUAGACCUGACGAUGCCAUUAAUUCUUGGUUGAACGAAACAGAUUCCCAAGAACUGGAUGCUAUCGACCAGGAUAUGAUGGACUUGCACAAGGCAAUCCCCAAUGCCUAUGAUUGUAAGGCAGACGCUGUGAAGCGUAUGGACUCACGUUGGCGUUUUGACGAUGAUUAUCCAGAGUAUGAUAAGGGUAUACGUAAUCCAUUCAGCUUGGAUCCUUCUCGUCUUAACUCAAUUAGCGAUGAUACUCAAUCUAUUCGAUUUGGAUCGAUGUUAUUAUCGAAAUCUUACGACUUGUUGAGAGAGAGUGCUCACCAAAGGCAAGUGUUGAUUCAACAAGCGAGAAUGAGAGCAUUGCAGCAGCAGCAACUUAGUAAGGGUACAAGCAGCCAAGUUGGCGGCGUCCAAACCGGUCGCAUCGCUAACGCUCCUUCAUCUACUUCAGCCAAUAAUGCGUACCGUCGAGUCUCGGGUCAGGGACCACUUGCUACACAGAAUGGUAAUAAGUUUACGGGUGCAGGAAAUCGAGUUCAACAGAAUUAUACCCCACAGCAAAUUCAGGCCAUGCAACAGUUCAGACAACUGCAACAAAAUUCCCAGAACUCGUCGUAUAUGGCGCAAAAGCGAGCAUCGGGAAUGGGGUCAGGCACUACGGGAGUGCCCAACUCCAAAGGGGAUUAA
Messenger RNA from Sungouiella intermedia, 2760 nucleotides. NCBI's taxonomy places the organism in Eukaryota, Fungi, Ascomycota, Pichiomycetes, Serinales, Metschnikowiaceae. The record is from the annotation of a GenBank genome assembly.